AUGCCUAUUACACUCGACCUCGAUGAAUGCUCGUCCGACGUCUCUAUGCGGCGCUCCCUCUCCAACCUCUCACUCUCAGUCGCGAAAUGCAAGAAGAUCCUGGUUGUGACCGGCGCCGGGAUUUCAUGCUCAUGCGGUAUUCCGGACUUCCGGUCGUCCGACGGACUAUAUGCACUUGUCAAACAACAAUAUCCUGGCAUCGUUUUGAAGGGUCGCGACCUCUUCGACGCGUCGCUCUUCCGCGACCCAAUCUCAACGUCCGUCUUCUAUACCUUCAUCUCGCAACUCAAACGAUCCAUCAACAACGCGUCCCCGUCACCUACGCACCGAUUCCUCAAGACCCUCGAUACCAAACGCAAACUGCUGCGCUCAUAUACGCAGAACAUUGACGCGCUCGAGGAGAAGGCUGGCCUUCUUGGCAGCUCGAGCAACCACGUGAAGAACGAUGGCAAGGGAAAGACGAAGAUCAAAGUUCGGGAUGUGCGCAACGUCCAACUACAUGGCGAUAUCCAUCGCGUCCGCUGUACAUUCUGCAGUGCGGACUUCCCGUGCAAUCUGGAAUAUAUGAAUACAUUUGACACUGGUGCGGCACCUGAUUGCCCCGAGUGUGUCACACGCUCGAUAGAUCGCGUCGCGCGCUCAGCCCGUCCCCUCAAAGUUGGCACCCUACGACCAGCUAUCGUUCUUUACAACGAACCCCACCCUCUCGGAGACGACAUCGCCAGCAUGCAAUCCGCGGAUAUGACGCGGAAGCCCGACAUGCUGAUCAUCAUGGGCACCUCGCUCAAGGUGCACGGCUUCAAGAAACUCGUUCGAGACUUCGCAAAAAUCGUACACGAGUCCGCGCCAUCUCCCGCCGUAGCUUCCACGUCAUCGCAGAAGAACACCAAAGCCUUCGCCGGAAAGGUCAUCUUCGUGAACAAGACAGCUCCGAGCAGCGAGUGGGAUGGCAUCAUCGACUACCACAUUGUGGGUGAGACAGAUAAGUGGGCAGAAACGGUCGUAGAGGAGUGGAAGAGGAUGUGGCCCUCCGACUGGGAGGUGCAGAAGAAGCUCACUACAGCGGGCGAUGUGGAGACUGCAGGGAUGUUCAAGGUUACGAAGGAGAUCACGAACACUUUCGACGGCAUGAAGUCAAAAGGUAUGUCAUUGGCGGCCGCAUUGAUGGAGAAGACUCACGGUCAAUCUCCACGCUAG
Molecule: messenger RNA, 1197 nt
Organism: Fomitopsis serialis
Lineage: Eukaryota; Fungi; Basidiomycota; Agaricomycetes; Polyporales; Fomitopsidaceae
Product: DHS-like NAD/FAD-binding domain-containing protein
Exons: 3
Coding region: 1-1197 (398 amino acids)
Molecular function (GO): NAD+ binding
Source: RefSeq, a predicted model, not a curated record